AUGGCACUUGCGAGCAACACGCUUCCAACGCUUCCUAUUGAGGCAGCGUUGCUGACGGUUCUGGACGUUGGUAUACACGGGAAGCGCGCUGCGGUACCAGGAAAACUACUAGGUUUGCGCACGAGCGCAGACAUUGAGUCGGUGGUGAGGCGCGGUGAGCUGCCUUUUCGUGAGAGAUUUCUUCUGGUGACGGCUGUCAGCCGCGACGGGCGUUCUAUUCGAAUCAGCGACGGCAAGAAUAGCAUCCUGGCGACGUGUUCGGAGCGGCUCUCGCAGGAAGCGGACGUACACGGAACGGUGCCGUUUCCGGUGUCUUUGCGCGACCGAUGUGUAUUUAUGAACGGGUGUGUUCGGCUCAGUGCGGCACGUGACCUGGAAUCAACGAUUACGGAGCCCGACGCGUGGGAUCUCGCAGUGCGCGAGCACGCUGCCCGCCUGUACGGGCAGUGGUUUCGAAAGACGAUGCUUGCGGGUGGCGGGACCCGACCCUGGACUGCUUUUCUGCAACAGGUCACCAUUGAGAGUUUCAUUCGAGUCGAAGUCGAGCUGGUCAACACACAGACGACAGCAUGGGCGUUUCCGAACCGAAUGAUGACCGGAGAUGUGGUGGAUGUGAACCAAAGCUUGCGAGUCAAAAGGAAACUGACGCAGUGCCUGAUCCAUCUGUUGGCACCAAUUGAAUACCGCGAUAAUGUGCCGGCGUAUGCAGGGAGCGCAUCGGCGAAGACAGGUGUUCGCGGUGCAGAUGCGCUUCACGAGUUGCCUUGCUCCGAUGCGGUACCAUCCAAUGAAACCUCCGGUGGGUAUCCUCGGAAUGCGUGUCCAGUCGAGGACGCGGGCUCAACAACCGGAGCCGUCCCACAGGCGCAGCACGCGCCAAUACCGCGGCCUCUGGCUCUGCGUAUGCGACUUGCAGCCAAACAGCGACCUGUCGAAGGAUCAGACGAUCCGAUGCCACAAAGUGAGGCCGCUGAUUCCUGUGCACCGAUCAACUCCAGCAAAUGCGAUGGUGAUGUUAGAGCGCAAGCGCCUCCGCUGAGGAAGAACGCGAAAAUUGGUCAGUCUCAUGAGCCGUUGCCGGACGCUAUGGCCACAGAAAGCAGCGGAGGAACUGAUCAAGGCUCAGGUGCUAGCGCAAAGCAUGCGGUUCAUAUCGAGAAUCAGAUCGCGGCCAUGGCUUUGCCCAAAGUCGACCUGGCCCCAACUGGUAGCACGUGGGCGAAUGUCGGCGACGCAGAGAAAUCGAACACCGAAGCGCCCGAAAGCACCGUGGGUGGCACUUCCGAGAACGCCUUACUUCGGGGGAAAGAGCUCCGCGUUCUCUAUAACGCACUGGAAGCGAUGCGCCUGCCACCGAGUUCCUUGUCUGCAUUAGAAGAUGAGCAUGCAAGGGGUCCAGUAACGGAAAUCGGCGCGCUCGGGUUGGCGCCUGCUCCGAUUUCUGGCCCCGUGUCUGAGCAAUGUGCAUCUACCGAGGAUGAUCAAAUAGCCCCUGCGGUUGGCAGCCAGCAAAGCCAGCACACUGCUCUCACACCCGGGACGCCAACGGCAUGCCCAACGAACGACGCUGUUGAGAACGCACAGCGAAAUUUACAUAGCGAUCUGGUAUGUGUCACGGAGUCUGUUGAAAGCGAUGCCGUGCGCCGAGGAGCGCCUCCAGGAGCAAACACCAUCCCUAGUGAUGGUGAUGACAAAAACGAUGAUGCGGCUCAAGCAUGUCAGGAUCAUUCGGACGGUCGCAAACCAUCGAGUGAUGAUCGAAUACGCUCUCAGAAACGUAUGCGCAUCUCACAUUUGAGCUGCGACCGCAGAAGCCCUGAAAAACCCCAGGAGAGCGAGAGCGUCUGCACAAGUACGUCCCGAGAAACAUUUCAGCAAGACAAUAACAUUACGAACAGCGUUAGCACUUUCGAAGCAAACCUCAUGAAUAUGAGCCCGGUACCGCGAAAGCGUUGCAAGGCUAUUGUGCCAAGCAGCGCCACACGGACACCUUCUGAUGGACCCGCUCACGCCAGUAACGAACGACAAAUCUCUCCCCAAGAUCGCGCAGACGAGGCAACUGUGCGCGACAGCAAUGGGACUGCGGCUGUAGCAAUAGCCCCUGCAUUCCAAGACACCGCAAACGGAACCUUGCCGCAUAGGCAGUCGCAAAGGUCGCGCCAAACCCGCAACGCCGCUGUAACAGACGGGGAAAAUACGUCAGGUUCUCUGAAUGCAACAGCACUGCCGCCGAAAAAUCGCCGAGGUAAGAAGCCACGGCGGCGCGCUCCUCAGCCUAUUGAAGAGACGGGUCAUUCCUCACCCGGGCAGGGCACGCGCAACAGCACGUUCGUCGGCCCCAGCAAAGCGUGCGACUCGUCCCAGCAAGCUCUGCAGCGCACACAACUGGAGUGUCAGUUAGAAACGGCUGGCAAACACUCGAACCAGCACGAGUCAGUUCCUUUUGACUGCGCUCGCGACCAGACCAGUGACUCAUCGACGACGACAAUGACGACGCAGCCACCACCAACAUCACCACCAUCGUUUUCUAGUACGGUACCGCCAGACGCUCAGCGCAUUGCCGUAGAGUCUCCGCAGCUCGCGGAUUCAGCCGCAUCGCCUGCUGGGCAAGAGCACCGCGGCCGCAAAACUCGCUCGGAACGGCGCCCCUUACCGGUGCAUGCGCAGGAUAGAGGUGAUGGCGCAUGCAGGAAUGCCACGUGUCCCGCUGGAGACAGCACCAUCGACGCGCACGCAUCUCCAUUGAUGACUGGCGAGCGUGAUCGCACGCACCCGGUACGUGGAAGUGCGCGCGCUGCAGACGCGACUGCAUGCGCUGAUGGUCCGAAAAACGCUAUGCAGGCUAGUGGCGAAUUGCAUGAGCGCCGCGAUGCCCCCAGUGUGCCUUCAGAUGAUCUCCAGAGCCUCGUUGCGAAUGGAACACCGCGAAUGGCGCUGCUAACAGCUGGUACCGUCCAAUCAAAGCGGUCUGAGGAGGAACGGUCCAUGUCAGCAGCAGUUACGCCCGUUCGCUCAGGGCACGCGAGUCCCGACACAACUUGUGCCCAGAGUGCUCUGCCGCCGUGGGCUCGCUACCUGCGCAACCUCGGUAGAUGGCGGUUUUUCAAGGGACAAAAAUGGCGAAAUGAUCCCCGAGAUCCCUCCUAG
This is a messenger RNA of Cyanidioschyzon merolae strain 10D, 3147 nucleotides long. RefSeq lists its product as hypothetical. The record is from RefSeq and is a predicted model, not a curated record. The transcript has a single exon. Lineage: Eukaryota; Rhodophyta; Bangiophyceae; Cyanidiales; Cyanidiaceae. The coding region runs from base 1 to 3147 and encodes 1048 amino acids.